Molecule: messenger RNA, 1431 nt
Organism: Enterobius vermicularis (human pinworm)
Lineage: Eukaryota; Metazoa; Nematoda; Chromadorea; Rhabditida; Oxyuridae
Source: the annotation of a GenBank genome assembly
AUGGCACUGUUAAAAUUCCAUAAGGUUUCUCUAACGGCCAGUCGCUGUAGUUCAACGUCAGCUACUUUCUUUUAUGAUGCAGUCAUCGUUGGAGGCGGAAUGGUUGGCAAUUCUAUGGCCUGCAGUUUGGGAUCAAGUGAUACUUUAAAAAACAAGAAAAUUUUGUUAUUGGAGUCAUCAGAACGGAAACCUUUGGAAAGAAGUUCUUUGUUUAGUAACCGAACAUCGGCUGUAACGUCUGCAUCUAUACAGUUCUUUAAAAAACUGGGCAUUUGGAACAAAUUUUUGGAUUAUAGAGCGAAGCGCGUGGAUCGUUACGAAGUUAUUGACAGUUGCACCAGAUCUACCAUCAAUUUCUCGAACCCACUUUCCGAAGAUGGAUUGGCGUACAUCAUAGAAAAUAAUAUUAUUGUGUCACAUCUACUGGAGCGUAUAGAGCAGACUUGUAAGAACGUUACCGUGAAAACAAAUUUGAAAGUACUUGAUUGCAGCAUCCCAAAUUCGUUGGCCGAAGACGCGAAAAUAGUGUUAAGCGAUGGGACAGAGGUUUCGACAUCACUUGUUAUUGGAGCAGAUGGCGGGAACAGCAUUGUUCGGCGAGCCGCCGGAACAAAAUAUACCUGGUGGCAAUAUGGGCAAAAAGGAGUUGUAGCUGUUGUGAAAUUAGAAAAUGCUGGACAAAACAAUAUUGCUUGGCAGCGGUUUAGUAGUCGAGGACCUGUCGCACUCCUUCCACUCGACGAAGAUACCAGUAAUCUUAUUUGGACAACUAGUGAUGACCACGCAGAGGAGCUACUGAAGAGAAACCCGGAAGAGUUUAUCGACACGUUAAAUUAUCAUCUGUCAACUGAUCGUCUUCAAAAUGGCCUUACAAACAGAGUGUUGGAAGCAAUAGAUGGGUUUGCAGGCACUGUAUUUGGAAGUGGCAGGACCAUGAUUCCAUCUCCACCUCACAUAAUCAGCCUCCAACCAAAUACUCGUGCAGCUUUUCCGCUCGUCUUCGGUCAUGCGCACACCUAUGUCUCAGCACGGUCUGCCCUGAUUGGAGACGCUGCCCAUCGCAUACAUCCCCUUGGUGGGCUAGGUGUUAAUCUGGGAUGGGCCGACGUCGAACGACUGACUGCGUGCCUCGAACGAAUCAUCCAAGAGGGAGCAGACUUAGGAUCUCUGACCUACCUCGCAGAAUACGACACGAAGGCACAGCGCCAUAACGUACCCCAACAGGUAGCAUGCGACUGGAUAAACAGGCUCUACAGGACCAACAGCUUCCCCGCAAUCUUCCUGCGCGGCGUCGGCCUCCACCUCGUCAACAAAGCAACUCCGGUAAAGGUAAGCGUCGCACACCUCGAACCAGGCAAAUCCCAAUGGAAAUACGUCACCAGCCAGUUUCAGGAUGCCAUAACAGCGCACAUGGCGGCACCCAACGUCUAG